CUUGUAGUAGUUUUUAAAUACCAACCAUGUGGCCCCUGCUGCCAUAGAACUGUUGCUGUAUCAUAUUUUACUUAAUGUAUGGCACGAUGGAUUAUGUGAUGACUUUGUAUGAAGAACGCUUUUUCAGUGCACUUCUGCAGGAUUUUCGUGUACAGAGAUGAGAUGUUGAGUCCAUUUUCCCAGGAAGCAAUUUUAUUCGUGGCAGCACUGACUCAGUGAAUUGGGAUUCGUAUGCAAAGGUUGAGUGCUGAACAUGGAUAGUUGCACCUUCUUCUACAAAUGAUUUAUUUUACUUAAUUGAAAUGCUGUCUUUCUUAAGUAGUGAUUACAACAUCUAAUGAUUAUUGUUAUUUGUUCUAGAAAUAGUGCUAAAUAUUUUGUAUGGAUUCUUAUUUAACCAACACAGUAAUAUACUGUGAGAUAACUUCAUUCAUCAUUUUGUAGGUGAGAAAGUUGAGGCAUAGAAAGGCUCAAAGAUAGCUAGAAAGUAAGAACUUAAAUGAAAUAUUAAAUCCAAGUUGAGCUCAAUCCAAAACUUGGUCUUUCUGUAACAGUACGCUGCUCUGGGAUGGGGAGGCUGUUGUGGCUCAGUGUAGAGCUCUUGCUUAGUGUGGGCAAGACCCUGGCUCCCAUCCGUGCACCACACACACAAACACAAAAUCACCUGGCUGCACUUCCAUGAACUGGACUGCUUUGCAUUUUGCCUGUGUCUGUGGCCAUCCCGAAGUGGUGACUCUCCUGGUGGAGCAUAAAUGUGACAUCGACACCCGUGAUAGGGAAAACAGUACUGCCCUGAUUAAGGCUGUACAAUACCACCAGGAAGAGUGUGCAUCUAUCCUCUUGGAGCACGGUGCCAAUCCGAAUGUUGCAGAUGCCAGCGGCAACACUGCUCUCCACUGUCUAUUGGGAAAACUCAUCAAUAGCGGCAAAACUGCUUUCACACCAUGCAGUUGCUGAGGCCAAAA
Molecule: messenger RNA, 965 nt
Organism: Fukomys damarensis (Damara mole-rat)
Lineage: Eukaryota; Metazoa; Chordata; Mammalia; Rodentia; Bathyergidae
Product: ankyrin repeat domain-containing protein 26
Exons: 3
Coding region: 679-957 (92 amino acids)
Molecular function (GO): protein binding
Source: RefSeq, a predicted model, not a curated record